Rhagoletis zephyria (snowberry fruit fly) is the source of this 3569-nucleotide messenger RNA. RefSeq lists its product as uncharacterized. Lineage: Eukaryota; Metazoa; Arthropoda; Insecta; Diptera; Tephritidae. The record is from RefSeq and is a predicted model, not a curated record.
CAUCCAUGUGAAUUAAAUACAGUUCAAAGGGCACACAUUUGUGAGAGAAUAUUAAACAUUAACAAAAGAGUUAAAAGUGCAAAUGCAAUAAAUAAUGAAUAUUAAUUAACAAUUUGCUUUACAUUUUUUUGUUUAUUUAACUCGCUUUCAUUUUGUGAUUCAUAUGUAACUUUGUGAAAACUUUUUUUGUGUGUUAACUUGUGGACAUAAUUACACGUAUACAUACUCAUGCAUCCAUCUUGAAUAAACGAAAAUCAAAACUAACUAAAAUCUAAUUAAAAUUUCUGACUCAUCUGCAACAAAUAUUGACAACUGCAAAAAAAAAAACGCGUACAUAAACGACACUGAAAAUAUUUGAACUUGCACCACUGAAUUCGAUUUCGAAAAACCGGCUGCACCGCCAUUAUUUGCUGGAUACUCGCCCGUCUCACUCGUGGACCGCACCGUAUGAUAUGUGGCAUAAAAAUUGCUUCAUGCAUCUGCCAUCGCAUUAAAUUAUGGAUUUAGCAGAUCAAAUCGAUGAUUACAUUUGUUCAUUUGAAGGAAUUGGUGACUUAACAAUGGACUCAUUAGCGAUCUUCAUAUUUAUUUGGGCCGUAGUAGCCCUCUUCUUAGUAUGGCUGUGCAAAUUUUUAUACAACAAAUAUGUGGUGAAUAACAAUAAAACGCCGACUAGUCAGAGCAAUAGCCGGCAAAGCAGUGUGGCCCCCGGCGGAGCUAUCACAACGAAAACCGAAGCGAACAAGCGACUUUCCGAACCAAGAGAAGUGGUGGCGAGCAAAGCGGACUUUAAGGACUUAGCUGCCAAACCAGUUGGUGCACGUGGCCGGACACCAGUUGGCGGCGCUGGUGGUGGUGGUGGUGGUGCUAUUGGACCGCGACGACGCAUGGUGCGACAGGGCUCCACUGGGCCAGAAAGCCGCAAGAAGCGCUAUGUGCCGCCGCCAUCCAAUGUUGUUGGACCCGAGACAGUCUCCGUUACUUGGACUAGCCAAGUAUUCCGUUGGCUUUACAGCGAUCUGGUGAUUGUCAACGAACUUUUAACCUCCUGGGUUAUAGCUUUAAAUGAUACGCUGAAGAAAUCUAUGGAAGAGCAUGGUGUCGCUGUAGAAGUAGUACGCGUGCUCCCCGACAGUCCACCGCCCAGUUUGAAUAAUAUUUUUUGCAACUGUGAUGAAAAUAAUCCAUCGGAUAUGCUGAUCACUUUCGAUUGCGAAGCACAGCCGGUGUUGCAGGUGAAAACGUUCCGCCAAAAGGCCGGCAAAAUCGACACCUCCCACUACAAAGUAACCGUUUCACGUUUCCGUGGACGCAUGGCCACUGCCAUGAACUAUAACAGCCUCAAAGGCGAAAUGAAAGUUGAUGGUUAUCCGGAUAUACGCGUUGCCUUGAAUAGUGUGGGGGCCAUCAAGCCAAUGGAUCAGGAUGAACAGCAGCUGCAGAGUGUGAUUAGCGAGAUUAUCAGCGUCGCCUUGCGUGACACCCUGUAUCCGGUGGACUUCUCGAUAUAUGCGACUUGCCCACGCGCCGAAAUCGAUCCCUUGGAUAUGCCUCAAAACAAGGAGGGCUCUAACCUGUCCGGGCUACAACCCAUGAUUUCUGGUCGCCGCUUGCUCGUGAAAAUUGUCAAGGGUGAGGGUCUCGCCGACGCCAAGGAUCCCUAUGUGGUGGUGGAGAUGGACGAACCGGCACAAAAAAAUCAAACUGGUGUGCGUCAGGGCACUACGCCCUAUUGGGAUGAACAUUUCCUAUUCGAAUUGUCGCCUCACUCGGCCGAGAUCCUGUUCGAAGUGUACGAUCGUGCCGCAAACGAGGAACCGGGUAAAUUCCUCGGCUUGGGUUUAGUGGGCAUUGAUGAGUUGGCCGUUGGGCCUGCAUCCACACAAGUGCUGACACUGCAGCCGCGCCCUUACGAGACGCAUCCGGUGAGUGGCACCAUCACUGUGGACUUUGUGUUCAUUGAAGGUGCCGAAAUACCCGCUGGACCCAAGCCGUAUAAGCUAAAAGAGGCGCUGAAGAUUAGCACGCCCAUCAUUAACGAGCACAUGAAGAAUGGCGCCGACUUAGCCAAUGCUGCGGUACGUGCGCUGCAAGAUGGCGCGCUAUCCACAACGGGACAGCCCAGUAAGAGUACGCUAAUUAUACACAGUGUUCAACGGAACCAGAACAAUUCAAAUGCAUUUAAGGUUGAGGUUAACAAUGAGGGCAGAAUCGAAGUCAAGGAAUCGCCGCAAGAUGAGCUUGACACGGCUGCGUCCCAAGCUUUGGAAAGCCCAUUGAACGACAAUACAAGCGAAUCGUUGCCCACCGCCAAUACGACAGCGGACAUAGAGCAAAUCCAUCAGGAUAUCUCGGUGACGACAGACAUAACGGCAAGUCCCACAGAUUCGUUUCCAGCAAAUGAUGGCUACCUGGAGGAGUCGGGGGUGGCAUCAGGUAACAGCAGUGCCUUUGUUGCAUCCAGAGCGGAGUUUGGACAACCGAAUGCCGCCUCCUCUCCGCAAGGCCACAACGGAUACUCACCACAUAAUGGCAACUCGACUACAAAUGGAUCCCAGAGUUAUGGAUAUCAGAGCAACAGUCUGCCACGCAAUGGCGGCGCCACCAGUACACCAUUGAGCGGUGCUGAUCUGGACGAACGAGGCCGGAGUAAGAAACGAAAUUUCUUUGGAACAUUAAAAAAACGUUUAAGUCGAUCCAAGACACGCACCCAUUCGGCUGAUCGUGGCGCUUUGACGCCGUCCCAAAAUAAUAACGGUACUACCCCAACAGGAACACUUAACGGUGAUUCACGUUCAUUAUCUGUCGAUCGUGCUGUAAUGUCUAAAAGCAAUUCACUUGGUCUACGCGCUGGCUCCUCACGACUUGAUCACUCAAGGCAAUCUUCAAUUUCAGAAUCGUCCGCAAUCUCAGGUUUCUCAUCGGCCAGCAACAAAACGUACGUACACGAGGCAUCCACACUGGUGCUGGAGACGAUUGAGAAUGGCGUUAAGCGGCAUUUUAUUGUACCGCUGGCAAUUGCACAACGACCCAGGUGGCGUCGCAAGGGCACUAAGCUGCACAUCUACAAUGACCACACCUUCAUCGCCAAGCAUUUGAGCGGUGGCGGCCUACAAUGCCAAGUCUGCAUGAAGUCCAUCCCGCGCCGCCCGGGCAAGCAGGGCUACGAGUGCCGGGACUGCAAUCUGAUCUGCCACAAACAGUGUCACAUACGGGCGCCGCAGGCGUGUCCCAAUCCUACAGUGCUUUCAAUGGAAUUAUCGAAGCUUAACUCUGCCGCUGCUGAUCGCAGUAUACGAAAAUUGUGAAAGUGUUGCUAAUGGAAACAAACACAUGCACGGAGCAAUGCCAGUCACAGCACAUCGCGUACAGCGACAGCCAGCAAGAAAGUAGUACCGUAUGUGAAGGAAGCAACCCUGACUCGAACCUAUUAAAAGAACUCUCAGCAAGUUAAUCAUUAUUUAUUGAAGCCGAGUUUUCCUUUUUCUGUUAUUGUUUUUUUUUUUACACAAUUUUUGUUGUUUUAAGAUAUUUCAAAUACUCGCACACGAAGCAACAGGCUCGAAAUU